CCGCCCUCCCGCCGCCGCCAGCCGCCAGCCGGGCCCGUCCGCAUGGCGCUCCGCAGCUUCUGCAGCGCCGAUGGCUCCGACCCCUUCUGGGACUGGAACAUCACGUGGUACAACAGCAACCCCGACUUCACCAAGUGCUUCCAGAACACGGCGCUGGCCUGGGCGCCCUGCGCCUGCCUCUGGCUCUGCUUCCCCCUCUACUUCCUCUACCUGACCCGCCAUGGCCGCGGCUACAUCCAGAUGACGCGCCUCAACAAAGCCAAGACCGCCUUGGGGUUCCUGCUCUGGGUCGUGUGCUGGGCAGACCUCUUCUACACUUUCUGGGAAAGAAGUCAGGGCACGCCGCUGGCGCCGGUGCUGCUGGUCAGCCCCACGCUGCUGGGCAUCACCAUGCUGCUCGCCACCUUCCUCAUCCAGCUGGAGCGGAGGAAGGGGGUGCAGUCGUCGGGGAUCAUGCUCACGUUCUGGCUCGUCGCCCUCCUGUGCGCCCUGGUCAUCUUGAGAUCCAAGAUCAUGGCCGCCUUACGGGAGGGCGCGCCGGUGGACACGUUCCGCGACGCCACGUUCUACGUGUACUUCACCCUCGUGCUCGCGCAGCUCGCGCUCGCCUGCUUCUCCGACCGCGCGCCCCUCUUCUCCGAGACCAUCCACGACCCGAACCCGUGCCCGGAGUCCGGCGCCUCUUUCCUGUCCAGGAUCACGUUCUGGUGGAUCACCGGGCUGAUGGUGCGGGGGUACCGCCGGCCCCUGGAGGCCAGCGACCUCUGGUCCUUGAACAAGGAGGACACGUCGGAGCAGGUGGUGCCCGUGCUGGUGAGGAACUGGAAGAAGGAGUGUGCCAAGUCCUGCAGGCAGCCGGUGCGCAUCCAGUACUCCAGCAAGGAGCCCCCCAAGCCCCAAGGGGGCGCCCCGGCGGACGCAAGCGAGGAGGCGGAGGCGCUGCUCCUCAAGGCCCCCCAGAAGGAGCGCGACCCCUCCCUCUUCCGCGUGCUCUACAAGACCUUCGGGCCCCACUUCCUCAUGAGCUUCCUGUUCAAGGCCCUCCACGACCUCAUGAUGUUCACCGGCCCCGAGAUCCUCAAGUGGCUCAUCGCCUUCAUAAACGACCCACGGGCCCCCGACUGGCAGGGCUACUUCUAUACGGCGCUGCUGUUCGUCAGCGCCUGCCUGCAGACGCUGCUGCUGCACCAGUACUUCCACAUCUGCUUUGUCAGCGGCAUGCGCAUCAAGACCGCCGUCAUCGGGGCCGUGUACCGCAAGGCCCUAGUGAUCACCAAUGCCGCCCGGAAGUCGUCCACCGUGGGAGAGAUCGUGAACCUCAUGUCGGUGGACGCCCAGCGCUUCAUGGACCUGGCCACGUACAUUAACAUGGUGUGGUCGGCCCCGCUGCAGGUCGCCCUGGCGCUCUAUCUCUUGUGGCUGAACCUGGGCCCCUCCGUCCUAGCGGGCGUGGCCGUCAUGAUCCUCAUGGUGCCUUUCAACGCGGUGAUGGCCAUGAAGACCAAGACCUACCAGGUGGCGCACAUGAAGAGCAAAGACAGCCGCAUCAAGCUGAUGAACGAGGUCCUGAACGGCAUCAAGGUGCUGAAGCUGUACGCCUGGGAGCUGGCGUUCCGGGACAAGGUCAUGGCCAUCCGGCAGGAGGAGCUGAAGGUGCUCAAGAAAUCCGCCUACCUGGCGGCCGUGGGCACCUUCACCUGGGUCUGCACCCCCUUCCUGGUGGCCCUGUCCACCUUCGCCGUGUACGUGAUGGUGGACGAGAAGAACAUUCUGGACGCGCAGCGGGCCUUCGUGUCCCUGGCCCUGUUCAACAUCCUCCGCUUCCCUCUCAACAUCCUCCCCAUGGUCAUCAGCAGCAUCGUGCAGGCCAGCGUCUCCCUCAAGCGGCUGAGGGUCUUCCUGUCCCACGAGGAGCUGGAGCCCCAUAGCAUCGAGCGGAGGCCCAUGAAGGACGACGGCGGGGACACGCACAGCAUCACCUUGAAGAACGCCACGUUCACGUGGGCCAGGGGCGAAACUCCCUCCCUGAACGGAAUCUCCUUCUCCGUCCCCGAAGGUGCCCUGGUGGCCGUGGUGGGCCAGGUGGGCUGCGGGAAGUCGUCCCUGCUCUCGGCCCUCCUGGCGGAGAUGGACAAGGUGGAGGGGCACGUGGCUCUGAAGGGCUCCGUGGCCUACGUGCCCCAGCAGGCCUGGAUCCAGAAUGACUCCCUCCGGGAGAACAUCGUGUUCGGCCGGCCCCUGCGGGAGCGGCACUACCGGGCUGUGCUGGAGGCCUGCGCCCUCCUCCCCGACCUGGAGAUCCUCCCCAGCGGGGACCGCACCGAGAUCGGCGAGAAGGGCGUGAACCUGUCUGGGGGCCAGAAGCAGCGGGUGAGCCUGGCCCGCGCCGUGUACUGCGACGCCGACGUCUACCUCCUGGACGACCCGCUGUCGGCCGUGGACGCGCACGUGGGCAAGCACAUCUUUGAGCACGUGGUCGGCCCCAAGGGCUUGCUGAAGAACAAGACGCGGCUGCUGGUGACGCACGGCCUCAGCUACCUGCCGCAGGCCGACAUCGUCGUGGUCAUGAGCGGCGGCAAGGUCUCGGAGAUGGGCUCCUACCAGGAGCUGCUGGCCCGGGACGGCGCCUUCGCCGAGUUCCUGCGCGCCUACGCCGCCUCCGAGCAGGACGAGGGCGGCGGCGGAGCGGAGGAGGCGGCGGGAGGUCAGUGGCACGGCUGCGCACCGGUGCUUGUAGACUCCAGGCGGCCCGGCCCAGGGCCCCUCGGCCCUGGCGGUCAGCGGAAGGAGGCCAAGCCAGUGGAGAACGGCAUGCUGGUGUCAGACAACAUGGGGAAGCUGCAGAGGCAGCUGAGCAGCAGCUCCUCAUACAGCGGGGACGCCAGCAAGCACCACGCCAGCACCGCCGAGCUGCAGGAGGCCGGCAGCAAGGAGGAGGCCUGGAGGCUGAUGGAGACCGACAAGGCGCAGACCGGCCAGGUGAAGCUCACCGUGUACUGGGAGUACAUGAAGGCCAUCGGCCUCUUCAUCUCCUUCCUGAGCAUCUUCCUGUUCCUGUGUAACCACGUCUCCGCCCUGGCCUCCAACUACUGGCUCAGCCUCUGGACGGACGACCCUAUUGUCAACGGGACCCAGGGGCACACCAAGCUCCGGCUGGGCGUCUACGGAGCCCUGGGCAUUUUACAAGGAAUCGCCGUGUUCGGCUACUCCAUGACGGUGUCCAUCGGGGGCAUCCUGGCCUCCCGCCGCCUGCACCUGGACCUGCUGCACAACGUCCUCCGCUCGCCCAUGAGCUUCUUCGAGCGCACGCCCAGCGGGAACCUGGUGAACCGCUUCUCCAAGGAGCUGGACACGGUGGACUCCAUGAUCCCGCAGGUCAUCAAGAUGUACAUGGGCUCCCUCUUCAACGUGGUGGGCGCCUGCGUCAUCAUCCUGCUGGCCACGCCCAUCGCCGCCGUCAUCAUCCCGCCCCUGGGCCUCGUCUACUUCUUCGUGCAGAGGUUCUACGUGGCCUCCUCCCGGCAGCUCAAGCGCCUCGAGUCGGUCAGCCGCUCCCCCGUCUACUCGCACUUCAACGAGACCCUGCUGGGGGUCAGCGUCAUCCGCGCCUUUGAGGACCAGGAGCGCUUCGUGCGCCAGAGCGACCUGAAGGUGGACGAGAACCAGAAGGCCUACUACCCCAGCAUCGUGGCCAACCGGUGGCUGGCCGUGCGGCUGGAGUAUGUCGGCAACUGCAUCGUCCUGUUUGCCGCCCUGUUCUCGGUCAUCUCCAGAAACAGCCUCAGCGCCGUGGGCCGACAGGGCCUCAGCGCCGGCCUGGUAGGCCUCUCCGUGUCCUACUCCCUGCAGGUCACAACGUACCUCAACUGGCUGGUCCGGAUGUCCUCCGAGAUGGAAACCAACAUCGUGGCCGUGGAGAGGCUCAAGGAGUACUCAGAAACCGAGAAGGAGGCUCCCUGGCAGAUCAGGGAGACGGCUCCGCCCAGCAACUGGCCCCAGGAGGGCCGGGUGGAAUUCCGAGACUACUGCCUGCGCUACCGAGACGACCUGGACAUGGUUCUCAAGCACAUCAACGUCACCAUCAACGGCGGAGAAAAGGUUGGCAUCGUGGGCCGGACAGGAGCUGGGAAGUCAUCUCUGACCCUGGGCCUGUUUCGGAUCAAUGAGUCCGCAGAAGGAGAGAUCAUCAUCGAUGGCGUCAACAUUGCCAAGAUCGGCCUGCACAACCUGCGCUUCAAGAUCACCAUCAUCCCGCAGGACCCCGUUUUGUUCUCGGGCUCGCUGCGCAUGAACCUAGACCCGUUCAGCCAGUACUCGGACGAGGACGUCUGGACGGCGCUGGAGCUGGCUCACCUAAAGGGCUUCGUCUCGACCCUACCUGACAGGCUGGAACACGAGUGUGCAGAAGGCGGGGAGAACCUCAGCGUGGGGCAGCGGCAGCUCGUGUGCCUGGCCCGCGCCCUGCUGAGGAAGACGAAGAUCCUGGUGCUGGACGAGGCCACCGCCGCCGUGGACCUGGAGACGGACGACCUCAUCCAGUCCACCAUCCGGACGCAGUUCCACGACUGCACGGUGCUCACCAUCGCCCACCGGCUCAACACCAUCAUGGACUACACCAGGGUGAUUGUCCUGGACAAGGGCGAGAUCUGCGAGUGUGGUUCGCCAUCCCAGCUCCUGCAGGACAGGGGGCUCUUCUACAGCAUGGCCAAAGACGCCGGCCUGGUGUGAGGCCCGCAGCCGGUGCCCGACCAGAACUGCAAGGCCCACGGGCCCGCACCCCGGGACGAGCCGGCACCCUGGGGAGCCCCGGCCUCCCACACAGAAACCAAAAACGAAGAAAGAAAACCAACCGCACCCCCACCCACCACCCCCAGCGCCAAAACACAGCAAGCAGCAGCCGCUGCCCGGCCCUGCUUAGAGGCAGAGAUGCCUCCCACCCCAAACGUGUGUGUGCCCUGGUCUCUGGCGCCCCACAAGACGCGCACCCCACAAGACGCGCACCUCAGAUUGCAGGCCUGGCUCCCACGGAGGGGGCUGCGGCACCCACAGUCGCCUUCUCGAGAAAUUGGUUGUGUGAAACACGCUAGUGACCAAAUCCAGCCAACUGCCUUGCACCUCUCCACGGCCACAUGGCUUUCCCGCAGCCUCCUGUCACCUCCAGUGUCCUGACGCCUGGCGGACGCCACGCUCCGCCCCCUCGGGGCCCCGGACUGUCCUGGCGACCACCUCUCGACCACCUCUCGUCUUCCAGCUGCUCCGGGGCCUGGGGGCGGAGGCAGCGCCCAGCAUCGUCUCCGAUGGGAUUUGCAUCAGUGGCGAGAGGCACCCCCCCCCCCGGAGUGAGGGGGGGCUCAGGCACCCCCAGAGCUCAUCCUCGAAACCCACCCUCCCCCAGCUCGCCCUCCCCCGCCUUCCUCCCGCCCCUGCCGCUUGGAUGGGAUGGGCCUCUCACAAGGUCUGCCGACGCACAUCCAAGGUCACAACUGGACACCUCCAAGGUCAACAGCACGGACCGCCGCUGGAUACCAAAAAGCCCGAGUCCCUCGUUCUCAGAGCUCAGUUUCUCCCCUGGACACCCGGCCGGCCGCCUCCGGCUCCCCCAGCCCCUCACUAAGUGCUGCUCCAGGGAGAAAGCCAGCGUGGAGAGCUGCCUUUCCAAGAGGGGUGCGCGGGGGACAGCGCCCCAAGGCCUCCGCCAGGCCUGGCUUUGCACUAGACCUUUGGCUCGUGUGUGGUCUUUCCAGGCGGGUCUGUGGGGGGAGGUCUCAGUGACACCCCCAAAGCAGCGAGGCCCCACAGCUGCCCGGGACUCGCGCCCGCUGUGAGUUCUGCUGCCGACUUUUUUCUUUUAAGUGGAAAUGUAUAUUUAUUUUUUUUGUAAGUUAAGCCAUUCUUUCACGUUCGAGAACCCAGGUUUUCCUUGGGCCUCUUUUUGUAAUGACUUAACACUGGAAACGUGAACACUUGCAAGUAAUUUUCAGUAAAACAAAAUAUUUUA
This is a messenger RNA of Dipodomys spectabilis (banner-tailed kangaroo rat), 5998 nucleotides long. It is a transcript of the gene Abcc1, whose product is annotated as ATP binding cassette subfamily C member 1. The record is from RefSeq and is a predicted model, not a curated record. The transcript has 32 exons. Gene Ontology annotation, biological process: xenobiotic transport; glutathione transmembrane transport. Gene Ontology annotation, cellular component: basolateral plasma membrane. NCBI's taxonomy places the organism in Eukaryota, Metazoa, Chordata, Mammalia, Rodentia, Heteromyidae. Gene Ontology annotation, molecular function: ABC-type xenobiotic transporter activity; ATP hydrolysis activity; glutathione transmembrane transporter activity. Bases 43 to 4728 code for a protein of 1561 amino acids.